This is a messenger RNA of Pseudogymnoascus verrucosus, 1763 nucleotides long. It is a transcript of the gene DST1, whose product is annotated as RNA polymerase II elongation factor. The transcript has 3 exons. The record is from RefSeq and is a predicted model, not a curated record. Gene Ontology annotation, biological process: DNA-templated transcription; regulation of mRNA 3'-end processing; transcription antitermination. The coding region runs from base 215 to 1120 and encodes 301 amino acids. Gene Ontology annotation, molecular function: RNA polymerase II transcription regulatory region sequence-specific DNA binding; zinc ion binding. Lineage: Eukaryota; Fungi; Ascomycota; Leotiomycetes; Thelebolales; Thelebolaceae. Gene Ontology annotation, cellular component: nucleus.
AUUUAUUUCAUCAGCCUCGCCACAACGUCGUCGUCGCCGCAAGCAACUCCACUUCCCACAGCUUCUAUCUUGCGCCCCUGGGGUCUCAGUUACUGGUGACCUGAGUACAUACUACUGUUUUCCAGCUUUUCACUGGUGUUGGCAGGCGCAGAGCCACAAGGAAAGAUCGGGUGAAUCUACUGUGCUAGCUCGCGCAGAGUUCGAUUUUGUCAAGAUGCAGAGAAAAGACAUCGAGGAGCAGCUAGAUUUGCUGAAGACAGCGAUCAAUGAGAAGCAGCCUGCCGACAAUGUCAUCAACAUCUUAACAAAGCUCAAGGCUGAGGUUGUGCCAACGGAAGACAUUCUCAGGAGCACCAAAGCUGGUAUGAUCGUGGCCAAGCAACGCGCGAAUCCGGACAAAGCUGUCGCACGCCUCGCCUCCGAAAUCGUCUCGAAAUGGAAGACCAUAGUCGAAGCCGAAAAGAGGAGGAAGGUGGGAGGAGCAAAACCUGGGACUGCCUCACCAAGUAAAAACGUCGAUGCAUCGUCGCCAGCCCCACCACAGCCAGCCACAGAGUCCGACGAGUGGAAGGGUGCCGACCCAUCGAAGCGCAAGUGGCAGGAUGAUGGGGUGGAUAUUAAGCGCACCGGCAUGCCGACCCGAGACAACUGUGUCGGUCUGUUAUACAACGGCCUCGCAUUUAUGUCAAAGGCAUCCCCUACCAAAGUUAUACUCAAAGCCAUGGAAGUUGAGAAAGCAGCAUUCACCAAAUAUAAAGGUGACACUCCAGAGUAUCGUGCCAAGAUGCGCUCUCUCUUCCAGAACCUCAAGAACAAGCAAAACAAGGAAUUAGGUCCAAGAGUCUUGAGCGGCGAAAUCCCAGCUGAAAAAUUCGUGGUCAUGACCCAUGACGAGCUGAAGUCUGCUGAGCGCAAGAAGGAAGAUGACGAGCUCCAGAAAGACAACAUGAAGAGAGCACAAGUACCGAUGGCGGAGAGGAGCAUCAGUGAUGCGCUUAAGUGCGGAAGAUGCGGACAGAAGAAAGUCAGCUACAGUCAGGCACAGACGAGGUCUGCUGAUGAACCUAUGACGACGUUUUGCGAGUGCACAGUCUGCGGAAAUCGCUGGAAGUUCUCAUGAGCUCGUUCUAUCUAUGCCCUUCAAAUGCGCUGUAGUCCCUCUUUGACACCGCGUCUCCUUUGACCCGCCGCGUGGACAGUAAUCACGUUAAUUCACAUGUCCGUGGCAGGCAAGAUAUCUUGGCUAUUUAGCCACCCAGCUGUAUUUUGAUAUAAACACAAAGGGCAUUCUGGCGCAAGGAGUUCAGGUUUUCACCCGCCCCCCCUGGAGUCUGUGGCAUGCCAGGUCAUGGAUGUGGCUGACUGGCGAAGGUUUGCAAUACGGAUGCAUACCAUAGAGGUGGCCUACACAGUAGAGCCACAUCCAGAAUUAUAUACUUACCAAUUCUCACGGCCCUGAACUCUGUGAUUCCUUCAUGAUUCGAGCUCAAGAAGUUCAAGAAGUCCCAGGUUUCCAUGCUCCUCUUCCAGACCUUGACUCGCAAUCUCUUUCCAGAAUUUGCUGAGGUGUCUAUUCCCGCUGUCACAGAGUACUGUGACUACCCUUCCUCCCUUGCCCUCUUUCUUUAAUCUCAGCGCAGUAGACACUGCUGCCACGCAGUUGACAGCACUGCUGCUUCCAAUGAAGAUUCCAUCCUUCUCCACCAGCCAUCUGGCCAUUCUCAUGGCUUGUGUAUCCGUCACUUUGAUGGCGUCAUCGAUCA